CUGACUCAGCCAACUCCAACCUUUUUAUUAUAGGCUACGUGGGUUGGUCCCGAUUUCAACCCUAUCUAAGGAAUGUUGCCAAACUCACAGGCUGACGGCAAAAAGGAACUCAAGGACUUUGGAAGCGAACUUCGUCCAUACACAAACUUGCAGCAAACCAAACAUUCUUAAAACCAAGCAUUCAACUGUUCUAUCGGGGUGUUCAGUUGUUUGAUGACUUUUGUUGGUGCUUCACUCGUUUGUAGGCUAUAACCUUUAAAUUAAUAUUAAACGUUAGGAUAGGCCAACUAGAGGAGUUUCAUAGGUGAAACAGGCAGCGCUUCUCUCCGGCAACGCAUUUGCCAUAUUGGACACAGACAAUUUUUAUCAUUGCACACUCUCUCAAGAGGAAGAAAAAACACGAUUAUAGUCCAUCGACAGAACUCCUUUUCGCCUUCAUGAAUGGUGAGCGCAAAUCUGUCAUGAAGGAUAUUUCUGCUGACUAUAUGUCAAAAUGUAUGGAUCCGUGAGCAAAAUGUUAAUCAAAUGUUUUAUUUAUGAAAUAACGACAUAUUCGUUUUCAUAAACGUUUUUAUAUAAACUGGGUAUAUAAUGUGUGGUUUAGGCUACAAACUUCUGACAAAAGACUGUUAAAUUACGCAAUAGGGCAAUCCUCCUAUUUUUUAGGCUCAGUCCUAUUAUUGCCUCACUGUUUUGUUAACUGGAAUAGGGCUAUGACUUUAAAUUCUUAUUAAUGUGGCCUAUUUGAUAAAUUCCGUUUUCUUAAACAUUUUUUCAACUCUGACGGCCUAUCAGCGUAAACGCCGUUUUUUGGACUAUGGAGAUUCCAGUUGGAUUAGGAGGAGUUUGUGACUCCCCAAACAUAGUUUUUCGCGGACCUUUCCAAAACGUUUUCCACAACGUGAAAGCUACACUGCCUAGUAACACUACUGUCACCGAAACCUUGGACUUUUCUAGUUCGUACAGUUUCAUGCAGAAUAAACACCCCUGGGAGAUGCGCCAAACUAACCGGCAAUCACCCCGAAAAGAAAUAUCGUCAGGGACGGCUCGCAAUUCUGACAUUGAAGUGAGGGAAGAUGACAGCAUUAGUUUUUCCAGAACACUCGAAUCGGAUGCAAGUCGUAUCCAUUUUGCCAAAAGCUCAACAGGAAACAAAACCGGGUUUUCCUCUGUGAACGAAUCAGACUAUCCAAACGCGAAUGGAUACGGAUCCUGUCGCUCUGGACCGUUAGCCUGCAACACUAAACAACAGUGCUGUCAACCAGCUGUGCCCCAUCACGGAGUGGAGUUAAGUCCUAACAGUUACGCCCGUGUGGCGAACAGUUGUUCCAAUUCUGCCUGCACCACCAUAUCAGAAACGGCGAGGGAGCUCUGCAACGCUGUCUCUGUGUCGCUGGGAUUGACCAUGGACUUGAAUGAGAUGAAUGACCUGGGACCAAAUUACGCACCAUCCAGUGCAAAUGACCAAAGUCAAGGCAACUAUUUGUUUCAGGUGCCUCUAUUGAAUUGUUCUGGAGCUGAAGAAAACGUCUCCAUUACAGAAUACAAAUGCCCUAGUGAGCGCAAUGCCAGGCCACUACAAAGUGAUAAACGAGUUGAGAUGUUUAAAAGUUCCCCAGCAAAUGACCUUACAGAAGAAGUGGCGACCAUGGAGCACCUUAGCUCCAGACAUCCAUCCACAGAUGAACAGGACUUUAGACUGAAUGAAAAGAGUGAUGACCCGACUUCAAAAGAAACAGAGCAUUCUUUGAAUACAAGAGCACGCUCUGCAUCUUGUCAUUUUGACCCACUGUUGCCAGCACACUUGGCACACUUCAGUCAAACUGACCCAGACAGAUUCUCGUCUCAUGUCAUCCCAGCACAUGUCUGUGAAACUGGAGAAACAAUGGAGGACAAAUAUGCUGARUACUUACAACAACAGUACAGUGUCAAGAUAAAAUAUGAGGCCAUUAGUAAUGAACCUGCCGGAACGUCAUGGGGCUAUCAGUACAACAGGUAUAAUGACAAUGACAACACACAAUAUGGACCGAGGCAGGGUAUGAAUCCAUACAGUGCGGGACCAGACUCCGCGUUCAUUUGUAACCCUUAUGAAUAUGAGCGGGGUGGUGGUCUGGUGCGCAGAGAGCGGCCAACUUCUGAGCAGUGGUACCCGGGCGGGAUGCUAGGGAGGAUGCCCUAUCCCAACUCCCCGUACUUAAAGAAUGAGGUCGGGGACUGGCUGGAUGUCUCUUACACAGAUGCCAGGUUUGAGGGUGGCAGAGACCACAUGUUCCCCAUGGAGUUCUUCUUCCCGCCCCAGAGGACCUGUCUGAUCUGUGCAGAUGAAGCAUCUGGCUGCCACUAUGGAGCGCUAACCUGUGGCAGCUGCAAAGUGUUCUUCAAGAGAGCUGCAGAAGGUAAACAGAAAUACCUGUGUGCCAGCAGAAACGACUGCACCAUCGAUAAGCUGAGACGGAAGAACUGCCCAUCAUGUCGACUGAGGAAGUGUUUUGAAGCUGGGAUGACCCUCGGAGCACGUAAACUGAAGAAGAUUGGACAGCUGAAGAGCCCGGAGGAGGAUCUGCCCACCCAAGGCCCCACUGAUGCCAUCCAGUGUGUCUCUCCCCAGUCCGGCCUGACCUUCCAUUCCCAGCUGGUGUUCCUCAACAUCUUGGAGUCCAUCGAGCCAGAGGUGGUUAAUGCGGGACAUGACCAUUGCCAACCGGACUCAGCUGCUCUGCUGCUCACCAGCCUCAACGAACUUGGGGAGCGCCAACUGGUCAAAGUGGUCAAGUGGGCCAAAGGCAUGCCAGGUUUUCGGAAUCUGCAUGUGGAUGACCAGAUGACAGUAAUCCAGCAUUCAUGGAUGGGGGUGAUGGUGUUCGGCUUGGGAUGGAGGUCCUACAAAAAUGUCAAUGCCAGAAUGCUCUACUUCGCCCCAGACCUUGUUUUCAAUGACCAUCGGAUGCACAUCUCCAGCAUGUUCGAGCACUGCAUACGGAUGAGACACCUCUCCCAGCAGUUUGUCCUGCUGCAAGUCACUCAGGAAGAGUUCCUCUGCAUGAAGGCCCUGCUCCUCUUCAGCAUCAUUCCAGUCGAUGGUCUUAAGAGUCAGAAGUACUUUGAUGAAUUGCGGCUGACCUACAUCAAUGAACUUGAUCGCGUCAUUAACUAUGGAAGGAAGUCCAACUGCUCUCAGAGGUUCUAUCAGCUCACCCGCCUCCUGGAUUCCCUCCAACCGAUCGUGAGGAAACUCCAGCAGUUUACAUUUGAUCUGUUUAUCCAGGCCCAGUCUCUGCCCACCAAGGUCAGCUUUCCAGAGAUGAUUGCCGAGAUAAUCUCAGUGCAUGUGCCAAAGAUCCUGGCAGGCUUGGCCAAACCAAUCCUUUUCCACAAGUAGCAAGUAGCAGGAUUUGCCAUCCUCCCGAGAAAAUCUGAUCCGAUCCAAGCUGACUCUAUAACCCUACAGAGCCAAGGCUCUUGGUUUCCCUGCCAUUGUUUUCUCUCUCUCAGCUCCUUUUCUUUUUUAUCGAAUAGCUCAACAUACCAUUUUUAAAUCAUUACAUCAUCACGGUAGUUUAGCUGCUUAUCAGACAUAAUUGAGAUCAUUUUCUCAAAUAGGCAGCAAGGUUUUAGCAUUUAUAUCAAGAGUUGCAAGGUGUCACCGUGUUGACGGCCAUAUCUGUCCUGUAUUUCAAGAACAAAUAUCACACAAGACCAGUGGGGUUAUGUCAAAUGUAAGAAACAGAAGAAUACCAUUCGUUGACUGAAUGAAAAUAAAACUAAUAAAACUAAAUAAUAAAACUAACAAAUGCAGAAAUUGUUAAAAAUAUCUAUGCAUAUCUUUACUUUUGGAACUUUCAUGAGAUUGUGCUAUGUUCAUUUAAAAAACAACUACCAAAAGGAAUGUGGAAUUAGUCGUUUACAGCAUACUCACAUACAUACACAAUAGUCUAUCUGUAUUUACUAGCUAAAUUGCAUAUAUAUAUACAACGCAUACAUCACUACAUUUAUUGUACAGUACUUACAACUUUCUUGCUAGUUAUUUAGUCAGUGAACAAACAAUACAUUCUAAUGGUACGUCAUAAUUUCAUCUGAUUAUGGGAAAUGUUGUAAUAAUUCACCCAAAUGUGACUUACUAAUUAUAGACACACAGAGUGAGACAAUUGCAAAUAAUACAUUUUCAGAUAUAUUUAGUGGCAGUGGAUCUUUAAAAGUAUACUAUAAAGAUAUAGUAUGAAACCUGCUACAACUUGGCUGCACAUUUUGUCUCUUCGUGUAGUAUCAGGAGGCCAAAUGAUUUGGUCAAACGGAGCAUACCCAUAAUCUCUCAAUGCUGAAAAUGCUCUUAUAAGGUUUAACAUGGCCGGAAUAUUUGCAUUAUUUAGUUCAUGCUCCAUGUGUUUGUAGAUGUUAGAAUGCUUCGAUCUUUAUUGAAAACAAUGCAUGCCAGGUGUACAUUUUGCAAGUUCAGUGCAGCUAUGAUAGUUAUUGUGUUCAGAGUAAUCUCCAAUCUGCCAUUCUACCUGUAAAAGCAUGUUGACAUUUCAUUAGUUUAGAUUGAGUCAAGUCAAAUAUUACCGCUUUUUUCACAUGAUUUCUUAUUAAGACAUCGUCUUUUCUUGAUGAUUCAUUCUGGUUUUGCAGUUAAGUGCCAAACAGGGACAUUUUAUUCUCUGCACUAGCAAAACAUUCUGACAUUACACCAUUAUUAUACCAAAACAAGUAUUUUUAUACAAUAAUCUAUACUUUUGCUUGUUUCAAAAAGUAGUGAAAAACAACAAAAACAAUCAAGAAAAGCUCUGUUAUAAGAUCCAUAACAUGCAAACUAUGUUUAAACUAAGUGAGUGUGGUCUUUUUG
Molecule: messenger RNA, 4840 nt
Organism: Salvelinus sp. IW2-2015
Lineage: Eukaryota; Metazoa; Chordata; Actinopteri; Salmoniformes; Salmonidae
Product: androgen receptor
Biological process (GO): positive regulation of transcription by RNA polymerase II; male gonad development; nuclear receptor-mediated steroid hormone signaling pathway
Cellular component (GO): chromatin; nucleus
Molecular function (GO): zinc ion binding; estrogen response element binding; nuclear receptor activity
Source: RefSeq, a predicted model, not a curated record